This is a messenger RNA of Symsagittifera roscoffensis, 2882 nucleotides long. RefSeq names its product cullin-4A-like. The coding region runs from base 67 to 2601 and encodes 844 amino acids. NCBI's taxonomy places the organism in Eukaryota, Metazoa, Xenacoelomorpha, Acoela, Convolutidae. Gene Ontology annotation, biological process: protein ubiquitination; ubiquitin-dependent protein catabolic process; DNA damage response. The record is from RefSeq and is a predicted model, not a curated record. Gene Ontology annotation, cellular component: Cul4-RING E3 ubiquitin ligase complex. The transcript has 17 exons. Gene Ontology annotation, molecular function: ubiquitin protein ligase binding.
AAAUGUUGUGGCGAUGGCAAUAAAAUAUUGUUUCAACGUGGCUGAAAUUCAUAAUCGGUGUUGGAAAUGACAACAAUGAUUAUGGAGGUUGACAACUCAUCCAGUAGUCCCAACACCUCUAGUCCCCUUCCUAUUCCUCUCUCGAAUUUUUCAGCUGUGUCCGUUCGAAAUGGAUCCCACAGCUCCCUUAUGAGGAAAAACGGAACGACUGCAAAGAAGCUAAACAUCAAGAAUGCAAAAGUGAUUGGCCCAGUGUUGCCGGACAACUUUUACGGGCGCAGCUGGGUUGAACUGAAGGAAGCGAUAGACGCCAUACACGACUCCAAACCCACUAGUGUAAACCUGGAGACGUUGUAUGACCGCGUGAAUGACAUCUGCACACAUAAUCUGUCGGCCAGACUGUAUGAUGACCUGAGACUGGUGUGUCAUCAGAGAGUGUCCCACACUGCCAAACAGCUCUGUGACCAGCUGUCACUUCAUAUGGACCAGUUCCUCACACAGGUGGGCACAGCGUGGGAGCUUCACUGUCAACACAUGGUCAUGAUUAGAAGCAUCUUUCUGGUCAUAGACAGGAAGUACACAUUACAUACUGCAGGAGUGAACUCCAUCUGGGAGAUUGGACUGGAGCUGUUCAGACAGUGCGUACUGUGUGACAAUGGCAAGGCCAUUUGUGUGAGGACAGUGGAUGGUAUUUUAGAGUUAUUACAGAAGGAAAGAAACGGAGAACUUGUCAACUCCUCCCUCAUCAAGUGCCUCCUCCGAAUGCUAUCAGACUUGCAUGUGUACAGCAGCAUGUUUGAGAAACGAUUUGUGGAUGCGACUGAGCAUUUGUACAGGACAGAGGCACUCCAUCUUAUAUCCACCCUAGACAUAACAGAGUACCUCAAACGUGCUUCAAAACGUCUACAAGAGGAAGAAGAGAGAGCAUCCAGGUACCUGGACCAUUCGACUCGUAAACCACUCAUAAGGACAGUAGAGAAACAGCUUCUGGAAGCACACGUCGACGAAAUACUGGCCAAAGGUUUCUCGACACUACUCGCGGAAGGAAGAUUGGAGCAAUUGAGACUCCUGUUCGACCUAUUUCAGAGAGCAAAGGCUCUUCAACAGAUUAAGUCUGCCUUCUCAGAAUACAUUAAAUUGACAGGGUCGAACAUAGUGAUGAAUGUGAACAAUGAUGAGCAGAUGGUGUCUGAAUUACUGUCUCUCAAGGAAAAAACAGACUCAAUUGCUACCACUUGUUUUGCAGGUCUCGACAUGUACACGCUUGCAAUAAGGGAGUCUUUCGAAUCGUUCAUCAACAAGAGAGCGAACAAACCGGCUGAGAUGAUUGCAAAGUUCAUAGACACGAGACUGAAAUCGGGCAACAAAGAGAGCUCGGAGGAGGAGCUGGAACGUCUGAUGGACAAAGUGAUGGUCAUCUUCAGGUUCAUCCAUGGCAAAGAUGUGUUUGAAGCGUUCUACAAGAAGGAUCUGGCAAAGAGACUGCUAGUUGGCAGAAGUGCUAGUGUCGAUGCAGAGAAAUCGAUGCUGUCCAAACUCAAACAAGAAUGUGGUGCUCAAUUCACAAGUAAACUGGAAGGAAUGUUCAAAGACAUAGAACUGUCGCGUGAUAUCAUGACCAACUUCAGACUGCACAUGGAGAGCAGAGUCACGCCUACGAAGAAAUCAACACCACCAACAACAAAUGAGUCAACUGAAGAGGAGUCACGUGAUCGUCAAAUGGAUGACGUCAUUGAGGAUGAGUUCGUGGAUGAAAUGCAGAUAAAAAAAGAAAAACUGGACCUUGCGGAUCCGGUAACUAGCAACAGUAGCAGAAGGUCAUCCAGAGAUGUCAACAGUGCCGAUGUCAUUCCUGGCUCAGCAGUGUCAGGGGAAAUUGAAUUGAUAGUAAAUGUUCUCACCAUGGGAUUCUGGCCCACUUAUCCCCCAGUUGAGGUCAACCUUCCAAAAGAGAUGGAGCAGUACCUGGAGUGUUUCAAGCAGUUCUACCUGGCCAAGCACAGUGGGAGGAAACUCAAGUGGCAGAGCACUCUUGGCCACUGCAUCGUCAAAGCCAGAUUUAACACUGGUGUGAAAGAACUGCACAUGUCACUGUUCCAAGCCCUCGUGAUUCUCCAGUUCAACAAUGGGUCCUCCUUCGCCUAUCAGCAACUGAAGGAGCUGACUAACAUAGAAGACAGUGAACUCACCAGGACUGUACAGUCGCUCUCUCUGGGCAAGAAGGACUCAAGGAUAUUGAAGAAGGAUCCACUAGACAAGGAGGUCUCGCCAACUGACAGGUUUUCGAUAAUCACUGACUUCCAAAACAAACACUACCGCAUCAAAAUCAACCAGAUUCAGCUGAAAGAGACAAAACAGGAGGCAGAAACAACACAGGAGCAGGUGUUUGCAGAUAGGGUCUACCAAGUAGACGCUGCCGUGGUGCGAAUCAUGAAGACCAGAAAGAGCCUCUCCCACAACGAACUAGUGUCCCAACUUAUACACCAGUUACGCUUCCCCGUUAAGGCGAGUGAUCUGAAAAAGCGGAUUGAGAGUCUGAUAGAACGAGAAUACAUGAAAAGAGACGUGGAAAACGUGAACAACUACAUCUAUGUUGCCUGAAGACUCACGAACGGCUGUCCCUUUUAUUCAUUUUCGAAUCCCUACAACCGAGUUAGAUCUGGAUCAAACAGACUUUCUGUUGCAAUAAUUGCUCACUCAAUUAAACUAGCAGCUCGUCGCAGGCACCAAUCAUUUUGCAUUAGAAUACAAAAAUAAAGAUUAGACGAAAAACUGAAUCAUAGACAUCUAAUGCUAUUAUUAUUGUUGUUUAUAGUUGAUGUAUAUUUAUGAACUCUUCCUGUCUCCUUAGUUGCUCAUUUACAUUUUUGUUUUUAACACAA